CAGCAUACAAAUUUCCGUCACAAUGGUAGCCCAUCCUCUGCAAACGACCCUUUCUCAUCCAUCGCAACCCAUUCUCUUCGCGGCUGUUGGACCUCAUCUUCGCUCCUACGAUCUGAACACUGGAGCUACGCUUGCGAAAUGGUUAGCACCUGCUCCUCCAGCCGACAAGAAGCCCACAAGGGAAGAAAUUCUUGCUGGCGAUGCGAUUCGGACGAUGGUCUUGACCAAGGACGGAAGCAAGUUGGCUAUAAGCGGCGAGGACAAGGUUCUCCGCGUGUUUGACGCGUCUACACUCGAAUUGAUCUCAGAAAGGACCGUCCCUAAAAGAGUCUGCUCAUUGGCUCUUGUCGACAACGACGCAACUAUUCUUACUGGAGACAAGCACGGAGACGUCUCCUCUUACCCUUUCACGCUGGCAUCAGAGGAAAGACAGGGAGCGCCUGCUGAGGAUGGAAAGCCAGCAAUCACCGAGGAGACCGAAUCGCUAGCAGCGGGUUCUGCGGCGAAGAAGCAAGGAAAGGUUCCCAAAGGUUACGACCUUGCUUGGGGACAGAAGACGAAGGACACAGAUGCCAUCCCAGAGAACCUUUUGCUCGGCCAUGUCAGUAUGUUGACGACUAUGUCUCUGCUGCACUCGAACUCAUCCACCUACAUCAUGACCGCUGACCGUGAUGAGCACGUGAGAAUAUCCAGAUAUCCUAAGGCGCAUGUAACGGAGAGAUUUUUGCUUGGACACACUGAGUUCGUCGGCUCCGUGGCUCAGCUUGACGAGGAUGUUGUAUUGACAGCCGGUGGAGACUCGUGGGUUGGUGUCUGGAACUGGAAGACGGGCAAGUUACUGCACAAGUUGGAU
Saitoella complicata NRRL Y-17804 is the source of this 853-nucleotide messenger RNA. RefSeq names its product WD40 repeat-like protein. The record is from RefSeq and is a predicted model, not a curated record. Gene Ontology annotation, cellular component: nucleus; tRNA methyltransferase complex; cytosol. Lineage: Eukaryota; Fungi; Ascomycota; Saitoellomycetes; Saitoellales; Saitoellaceae. The annotation marks the transcript as partial. Gene Ontology annotation, molecular function: tRNA (guanine(46)-N7)-methyltransferase activity; protein binding. The transcript has a single exon. Gene Ontology annotation, biological process: RNA (guanine-N7)-methylation.